AUGACAGUUGGCUCCCGAGAAGAUCUCUUUGCCAAUGCAAAGCCCAUUGAUGAUACGGAACGUUUGAUAGGAAGGGUCCUAGCGGAAUUUGAUGGCACCACCGUCUUGUGCCGUGUUUGCGGUGAUAAGGCCUCUGGCUUUCACUAUGGUGUUCACUCGUGUGAAGGUUGCAAGGGCUUUUUCCGUCGCUCCAUACAGCAAAAGAUCCAAUAUCGCCCCUGUACAAAAAAUCAACAGUGCAGCAUAUUGCGCAUCAAUCGCAAUCGCUGCCAAUAUUGUCGGCUGAAAAAAUGCAUUGCCGUCGGCAUGAGUCGAGAUGCUGUGCGAUUUGGUCGCGUGCCGAAACGUGAAAAGGCUCGCAUAUUGGCCGCCAUGCAACAAUCCACACAAAAUCGUGGCCAACAGCGUGCCUUGGCCUCGGAACUCGACGAUCAGCCGCGGCUAUUGUCGGCCGUAUUGAGAGCUCAUUUGGAUACCUGCGAGUUUACCAAAGAAAAGGUAGCCGCCAUGCGCCAAAGAGCCCGUGAAUGUCCUUCCUAUUCAAUGCCAACAUUAUUGGCCUGCCCACUCAAUCCCGCCCCUGAACUACAAUCCGAACAAGAAUUCUCCCAGCGUUUUGCCCAUGUCAUACGUGGUGUCAUUGAUUUCGCCGGCAUGAUUCCCGGUUUCCAGCUACUCUCGCAGGAUGACAAAUUCACCCUCCUCAAGGCUGGUCUCUUCGAUGCCCUGUUCGUACGCUUGAUCUGCAUGUUCGAUAAUUCCAUUAACAGCAUAAUCUGCCUUAAUGGCCAGGUAAUGCGUCGCGAUGCUAUCCAAAAUGGUGCCAAUGCCCGUUUCCUUGUCGAUUCCACAUUCAAUUUUGCGGAACGCAUGAAUUCCAUGAAUUUGACAGAUGCUGAAAUUGGCCUGUUCUGCGCCAUUGUCUUGAUCACACCCGAUCGACCGGGCUUGCGUAACAUUGAACUGAUCGAACGUAUGUACAAUCGCUUGAAGGGCUGCCUCCAGACCAUCAUCAAUCAAAAUCGUCCCGAUCAACCGGAUUUCAUGAGCAAGCUGCUCGAUACCAUGCCUGAUUUGCGUACCCUCAGCACCUUGCACACCGAGAAAUUGGUUGUAUUCCGUACCGAGCACAAAGAAUUGUUGCGUCAACAAAUGUGGUCCAUGGAUGAUGAUGCCCAACAGGUGUUGUCCAAGAGUCCCAAUGGCUGGGAUGAUCAUCGUAUGGAUGUGGAGGCCAAGAGUCCGUUGGGUUCGGUCUCGAGCACAGAGUCUGGGGAUUUGGAUUAUCAAAUUGCCUCAACCACAACGACGAGCAGUGGAGCUCCUCACCAUUUGGUAGGGGGACAUCAACAAACCUCUUCGUUGGCCUCCUCGGCCCCUCUAUUGGCUGCCACAUUGUCCGGCACCUGCCCUCUACGCAAUCGUGCCAAUUCCGGCUCAUCUGGUGACUCCACAAAUGAAUUGGACAUUGUCGGCUCGCAUGCCCAUCUCACACAAAAUGGUUUGACAAUCACACCCAUUGUAAGGGCACAUUCCCACCAACAGCUGCACCAUCAUCUGACCAGUGGUCCGGCCCAGCAUCGUUAUCGUAAAUUGGAUUCACCCACAGACUCGGGUAUUGAAUCGGGUAAUGAGAAAACAGAAUGUGGUGGUAAGACCGUCAGCUCCGGUGGUUCCUCCUCAUGCUCCAGUCCGCGUUCCAGUGUCGAUGAUGCUUUGGAUUGCAGUGAAAAUUCCGCAGCUGCAGCAGUGGCGGCAGCCGCCAGCAGUAGCCAGGUUACAGUGUCGGUGUCACCGGUUCGCUCACCGCAACCCAUGUCAGCGGCAGCCACCUCAACAUCGUCCACAUCUCCCUCCAAUAUGAUGGGUGGUGGUUCCGCGGCCACCUUGAAGCGUCAAAUUGUCGAUGAUAUGCCCGUGCUGAAAAGAGUAUUGCAGGCUCCUCCGCUAUAUGAUACAAAUUCCCUGAUGGAUGAGGCCUAUAAGCCGCACAAGAAAUUCCGCGCUCUACGGCAUCGGGAGUUUGAGGGAGCCGAGGCUGAUGCCACCAGUUCAACAAAUCCCGGUUCUGCAUCAUCAUCAUCUUCGAGCAUACCUGCCGCUGCCAGCAGUCCCCAAUUGACGGCGGGCGGUAACCAAAGUCCACCACCAUCUGCAGCUGCAACAACCUCCACCUCCUCCUCCGCCGCCGGCUCACAAAAUCAGGUGCUUAUGGUGCCACAGGCAACGCAUUCCCCCCAGGCGCCGCCCACAUCAUUUGUGGCCGCCAGCUCACCGCCAGCCAUUGUUGCUCAGCCGUCGCAUCAGAGCCAGCUGCAUAUGCAUCUGACCCGGCCCACACCCACCAAUUCGAACAGUGGUGCCCACCAUCAGCAGCAGCAGACCUCAUCGUUGUCCAGUACCCAUUCCGUGUUGGCCAAGUCGUUGAUGGCUGAGCCACGCAUGACGCCCGAACAAAUGAAACGUUCGGAUAUUAUCCAGAAUUAUAUUAUGAGGGAAUCGAGUUCGACGAAUUUAAUGGCUUGCUCACCACAUGGCCCUGGUAGUCGUAGCCCGGCUCCUGGUGUGAUGCAAGUGCAUGGUCUUUAUGGCAAUUCGCCCAGCAGUUCACCGAACUCCAAUUGCAAUUCGCCCUCAACCACCACGGUGACGGCCUUGGCCUCACCACCCGUUAAUGGGGCCGCCGGACGUUGGUCGGGACAUUCCGUGAUUACCACCACCACAAUAAAUCAACGCCAGCAAUCGGUUUCGCCCAGCAGCAAUGGUUCAUCAUCAUCCUCCACCUCAUCGAAUUCCUCCUCCGCCUCGUCGUCCUCCACAUCGUCCUCAUCGGGAUGCCAGUAUUUCCAAUCACCGCACUCCACCUCGGCUUCGGUGUCACCACCCAGGCCCUCACCCUCGGCCAUGAAUACACCACCACGUCUAUUGGAAUUGCAGGUGGACAUUGCCGAUUCUCAACAGCCCUUGAAUUUGUCGAAGAAAUCGCCCACACCGCCACCCAGUAAAUUGCAGGCUUUGGUGGCAGCUGCCACAGCGGCCCAGCGCUACCCCACAGUAUCGGCUGAUGUUACAGUGACGGCAACUGGUAGUGGGGUGGGGCCAGCAGUAGCUUCAGGUGUUGUAGCAACUAGUUCGCAGGCAACAAAGGUUAUGUUGGAAGCGUAA
Messenger RNA from Musca vetustissima, 3165 nucleotides. RefSeq names its product ecdysone-induced protein 75B, isoforms C/D (gene Eip75B). Gene Ontology annotation, biological process: positive regulation of transcription by RNA polymerase II; hormone-mediated signaling pathway; negative regulation of transcription by RNA polymerase II. Lineage: Eukaryota; Metazoa; Arthropoda; Insecta; Diptera; Muscidae. Gene Ontology annotation, molecular function: RNA polymerase II cis-regulatory region sequence-specific DNA binding; zinc ion binding; nuclear receptor activity. The transcript is spliced from 5 exons. Bases 1 to 3165 code for a protein of 1054 amino acids. The record is from RefSeq and is a predicted model, not a curated record.